AGAUGGCGGCGCCCAGCCGGUUCCUGCAAGCGCUGCUGCUGAACGGCGCGGCCGGGCCGCUGGGCCGCACGCCUCCGCGGCUGAGCGCCUCGUGGCGGAGGGGCCUGUGCGAGCGCGUGGCCGGAGCGGAGCAGCAGUCGGACGAAGGCGACACCGACGCCACGAUGGGCUGCCAGGAUUCAAGAGAUUUGUUGAAAGAAUUUCCCCAGCCUAAGAAUCUGCUCAACAGUGUCAUUGGACGAGCCCUUGGUAUCUCCCAUGCAAGAGACAAGCUGGUGUAUAUCCACACCAACGGGCCCCGGAAAAAGAAAGUCACGCUGGUCAUCAAGUGGCCAAAGAAUGUGGAAGUGGAAGGCUACGGGACCAAAAAGAUUGAUGCCGAGCGGCAGGCAGCAGCUGCGGCUUGCCACCUCUUCAAGGGCUGGGGCUUGCUGGGCCCCCGGAACGAGCUCUUUGACGCUGCCAAGUACCGCAUCCUCGCUGAGCAGCUGGGCUGCCCCGACGAAAGGUGGUACUCGGAGGGCAGGUGGCGCUCCAAGUCCGGCCCUUCCCUGGCCGACAUCUCGACCUGCUGGAGGCGGGUGGAGCCCGACGAGCCCCUCCAGGCCCUGGAGCACAACCGGCCGCCGAAACCCAUCAGGAAGGAAGAGCUGGAGGAGGGCGAACUGGAAGAAGGGGAGCUGGAGGAGGGCGAGCUGGAAGAAGACACCAUCGACGUCUCCGACUACCUCUCCAUGACGCAUUCCGGGGCUCGCACCCCACCCAGGGACCUGAGGGAUGGGUUCUCUAUUGACAUGACAGACGACAACACGGCCCUCCGGGCUCUGACCCAGUUCCCUCUGCCCAAAAACCUCCUGGCCCAGGUGAUCCAGAUUGCCACUUCAUCAUCUACGGUCAAGGAGUACAUGCAGUUCCGAACGGUGGGCACCAAGACCAAACUCUGCAAGUUGACGCUGCGCUGGCCCUGCCCCAUGACCUUCGCUGCCAAGGGGCGCCGCAAGGUGGAGGCGGAGAACAAAGCAGCCGCUCUGGCCUGCCAGAAGCUGAAGAGCCUCGGCUUGGUGGACAAGAACAACAACCCUCUGAGCCAUGCCAUGUACAACAUGACGUCCCUCCGGGAGCUGGGUGAGAACCAGAGGAAGCCCUGCCACAUCAAAGUGCCCGAGGCAACGUUGCGCAAGAUCGAGAACUACCUGAACCACUUCCCCGUGGACACCCGGGAGUCGAGGCCACGGCUUGCAGAUGACAUGAUGAACCUGAGCAAGGAGACGGGGGCCCUCAGCGAUGCCAUCACGGGCAAAACCUACAUCCCCAUGUCGGAGUCGGAAGAACUGCGUCUCAGCCAAAACCUCCUGGCCCUCUGGAAGCGGAGGGGCACCUCGUGGCAGGAGAGCCACCCUCUGCCGGUGGACUCCCACAGGGAAGCGAUCCUGUCGGCCGUGGAGCAGAACCCGGUGGUGGUGAUAGCCGGGGACACGGGCUGCGGGAAGACCACCCGCAUCCCCCAGCUGGUGCUGGAGCACUGCAUCCUGGAAGGGCGGGGCGCCCCGUGCAACAUGGUCAUCACGCAGCCCCGGCGGAUCAGCGCCAUCUCCGUGGCCCAGCGGGUGGCUCAGGAGCUGGGCCCCAACAUGCGGAAGAACGUGGGCUACCAGGUGCGGCUGGAGAGCAAGCCCCCCGCCCGGGGGGGCGCCCUGCUCUUUUGCACCGUGGGCAUCCUUCUGCGGAAGCUGCAGGGCAACCCCCGGCUGGAGGGGGUCAGCCACGUGGUGGUGGACGAGGUGCACGAGCGGGACGUCAACACCGACUUCCUGCUCAUCUUGCUCAAGGGUGUGCAGAAGCACAACCCCAACCUGCGGCUGGUGCUGAUGAGUGCCACGGGGGACAACCAGCGCUUCUCGCAGUACUUUGGGGACUGCCCGGUGGUCAAGGUGCCGGGCUUCAUGUAUCCCGUCAAGGAAUACUACCUGGAGGAGAUCACGGCCAUGCUGGGCCGCCACAGGCACCGGCACUACGAGAUCAAGCAAUCGGAUGAGGAGUGUGUCCUGGACCUUGAGCUGAUCGCUGACCUCAUUCUUCAGAUUGAUGCCCACGGUGAACCAGGUGGCAUCCUCUGCUUCCUCCCUGGCUGGCAGGAGAUCAAAGGAGUGCAGCAGCGCCUCUUGGACUCUCUUGGCUCUCACAACAGCCGCUACCUUGUCUUACCAGUUCAUUCCAACAUCCCGAUGAUGGACCAGCAAAGCAUCUUCCCCCGCCCCCCUCCUGGCGUGCGGAAGAUCGUCCUGGCCACCAACAUUGCCGAGACCUCCAUCACCAUCAAUGACAUCGUGCACGUGGUGGACAGCGGGACCCAUAAGGAGGAGCGCUACGAUCUCAAGACCAAGGUCUCGUGCCUGGAGACGGUGUGGGUGUCCAAGUCGAACGUCAUCCAGCGGCGAGGGCGCGCCGGCCGCUGCCAGUCAGGCUUCGCCUACCACCUCUUCCCUCACAGCCGCCUGGACAGGAUGCCCACCUUCCAGGUGCCUGAGAUCCUCCGCACCCCCCUGGAGAACCUGGUGGUUCAGGCCAAGAUCCACAUGCCGGAGAAAACGGCGGUGGAAUUCCUCUCCAAAGCCCUGGACAGCCCGGAUAUCAAAGCGGUGGAUGAAGCCGUGAUCCUCUUGCAGGAGAUUGGUGUGCUGGACCACAGGGAGGCCUUGACCACGCUGGGCAAGCGCCUGGCUCAGAUCUCCACGGACCCCCGGCUGGCCAAAGCCAUCGUGCUGGCGUCCAUCUACCGCUGCAUCCAGCCACUCCUGGUCAUUGUUUCCUGCCUGACCCGGGACCCGUUCAGCAGCAGCCUGCAGAACCGCACCGAGGUGGACAAGGCCAAGGCCGUCCUGAGCCGAGAGAGCGGCAGCGACCACCUGGCGUUCGUGCGGGCCGUGGCGGGCUGGGAGGACGUCCUUCGGCGUCGGGACAGCCGCGCCCGCGACAACUACCUGCAGGAUUAUCUCCUCUACGCCCCCAGCCUGCGCUUCAUUAAUGGCCUCGUGAAGCAGUUCUCCGAAAACCUCUACGAGGCCUACCUGGUGCCCACCCCCUCGGACUGCCUCUUGCCCUCCUCCGUGUGCAACCAGUACAGUGAGGAAGAGGAGCUGGUCAAGGGCGUCCUCAUGGCCGGCCUCUACCCUAACCUCAUCCAGGUCCGGCAAGGCAAAGUGACCCGGCAGGGCAAGUUCAAGCCCAACAGCUACACCUACCGGACCAAGGCCGGGACCGUCCUCCUACACAAGUCGACGAUCAACAGGGAGGCGUCGAAGCUGUACAGCCGCUGGCUGACGUACUUCAUGGCCGUCAAGUCCAACGGGGGGGUGUUUGUGCGCGACUCCUCGCAGGUGCACCCACUGGCCGUGCUGCUCAUGACCGAUACGGACAUCCACGUGCGCGAUGACGGCUGGCGAGCCACCGUCUCCCUCGUCGACAGCGACCUCCUGGUGCUGGAAGGGGACUCGUACACGAUCCGGCUCCUGCGCGACUUCCGUGUGGCCCUCUCCCGGAUGGUGGAGACGUGCCUUUGCUACGAGAUGGCGGCCAUUCCCGGAGACCUCCAGCACCAGCACAGCCAGCUCCUGGACAUCCUGGUGGACCUGCUGAAGGGGCCCCCGGGCAGCUUUGGGGCCUAGAGCUGGCGUCCGACCAGGACUCGGACAUGGGGACUUGUAAUUUGUACAAAGAUGUUGACAAAAUGUUUAUUUAAAUAAAGUUCUAUUUAUCCCUUGUGA
Elgaria multicarinata webbii is the source of this 3764-nucleotide messenger RNA. RefSeq names its product DExH-box helicase 30 (gene DHX30). Gene Ontology annotation, cellular component: nucleus; intracellular anatomical structure. Bases 3 to 3665 code for a protein of 1220 amino acids. The record is from RefSeq and is a predicted model, not a curated record. The transcript has 19 exons. Lineage: Eukaryota; Metazoa; Chordata; Lepidosauria; Squamata; Anguidae. Gene Ontology annotation, molecular function: helicase activity; RNA binding; ATP binding.